GGGACAAGGACAUCGUCUCUCCCGGGCACUGGGUGCUGAGGGGUGGGGGACACCCUGGAGGCGCGCUGGUGGUGUUGGGGGGCAGCCGAUUACUUUGGGCCAUUGCCUUGGGAGUUGUGGACCCCCCUUCCCUUCAUCUUGGGGACACCCCGCAAGAAUCCUUAGGCUGAAAUAAUUUCCAGGCUCCUUUUCUUGAGGAGGGCAUGCUUGACUAAGAGACCUGUCUCCUCAGUACGAGGGGGGAAGCGGCGACGGGUCAGCGCCAAGGUCAUGCGGUCAGACCCGCUGAGCUGCUUGUUCUGGCACUGGGUCUUUUGCCCCUGGCAGUGAUACCCACGGGCUCCUACAUUCUGCCUCCCCAGAGGCAGACGGGUGCCUCUGGGCUCGCUUCUGCCCUCGCCCACCACUGGAGGGGCUCCUGGUACCUUCUCCCACUUUGGCUCACACUCGCACCUCCUCCUGCCCUUAGUCUUUUCCACCUGCCGGGGACCUCUGCCCUGCCAUCCGCUCAUAGCCGCCCCAUCCCUCUCCUGCCUUAGAUUCGCUCCAUUGACUUCCCUUUCAUGGAAUCCUUAGGUCAUCUUUUCAAGUUCAAUGAAGGUCACAUUUACUGUUCACCUACUGUGGGGAUGUUGUUGGGGGGGGAGUGGCCACUGAACACGUUCAGCAAACACUUGGGUGACAUGUAAUAUGUGUGGGCCCCGGGAACACAGCUGAGAAAGCAGCAUGGUCCCUGCCCAUCAAGGACCACGCACUGAGACCUGGACCACGUUAGAACGGGCUUCUACGGCUCUUAAUGACUGUCUUCCGCACCGAGUAAUGAAGUGACUUGCCCAAGGCCACUCAGGGGCUUAGCGGUUGUGGUGAGGCCUAGGAGUGGGGUGGGAUGGGGAUUGGUGAGGGAUUUGUUAAGCAUCUGGUAUGAGGAUGGCCCGGUGAUGUUGACUUUUCUUCUAGAACAAGGUGUUUAACUUUUUCUGUAAAGGCCUACAUAGUAAAUAUUUGUUUUUCUUUGAGGGCUGAGUGGUCUGUAUCACAACACUUCACCUCUUGAUUAUGGCACUACACAGAGACACUAGUAAAUGAAUGAGCAUGGCUAUGUUUAAAUAAAACUUUAUUUGUGGACACUGAAACUGAAUUUCAUAUACUUUGUACGAGUCAAGAAGUAUUCAUCUUUAAAGUUUUUUCAACCAAUUAAAAAUAUACAAACACUUCUUAGCUGGAGGGUCAUAGAAAAACAGGCUGCAGGCUGAAUUUGGUCUUUGAGUCAUAGCUUGCACCCCUUGUUCUAGAAUAUCCGGACUUUCCUUCCUCCUUUUUUUUUCUGGCUCGAAUCAGUUCUCCUCCAUUGGGUCAAACACCUGAGCCUAGGGCUCAAAGACUCAGCACGCUUGGGUGCCUCAGCGCAUCUCCCUUUCCCCUUCCUCUUCCUUGGUUUCUCUGCCCCCUAACACUCACCUUGCACCUAGGCAGGACCCCUGAGGUAGCUUUGCCUUUGCUCAUCAUGGUUUUAGAAAUGGUUCUCUUUUGAUCACUGUAUGCCCAGGAAACGCCUUCCUGUGAGCCUGGAUCGUUGUGAUAAAGCAUCCCUUUAACCCUGCAGUUUGCCGUGAGCAUGUUGAAGUGCUUUCUCAUGUAAGCCCCAUGAGGGCAUAGCUGUUUGCUGCUUUCUUCGCCUCACCACUCUGUCGGCCAGGACAGUCCCCAGUGCCUGACAGGAUCCAAGUGGACUUGACAAACUGUCUGGUUCUCAUAAGCCACAGAAAGCAUGCAGAUACUAGGCAGCACAGAGCCUUUUCAUAGUGUCCUCGCUUAGCCCUUCCAUUAAAGCAAAGAGGUAGCUGAGGCUCAGACUCCCAACUUGCCUGAGUCACAUGACUAAUAGCCACUGAUGAGGCCAGGACGAGUGCCUCUUUUCCCAGUUUUGUAUCUCCCCCUGCCCCUUGUGAUUGGUGUCCAAGACUUCUUCCCCCCAAACUGUAGUAAAUCCCUUAUCACUUCAAGGAUUUUGAGUUUUUCACGAGCUAUGUACCACCUGUGAUGUUAUUUACUUAAUUUCUUUUCUAUAAAUGGACUUGUGCUUUAUUUUAACUUUAAUAUGAAAAGGAAACGUCAUGUCACUACCAUAAUAGAAAACCAGGGUCACCUGAUAGAAACUGAAGGCAAUAGGAAAAAUACAAUGAGAAUAAUGCCACAUUCUUGGAUUCUAGCUAGCUAGUCUGUCUGCAAGGCUCUGAGCUGGGGUCUGCUGUCUGUUUAAAAAGGAAGGCAGGGGUGGGAUUUGCAACUGUUAGAAAGAUGUUACAUAUAGUGGUACCAAAUUAAGACCUUCUUCACCUUGCAAAAGAAUUGAGAACGAUGAUUAGCUUUUUCCUUGACUCAAAGUUCUGAGUUCCAUGGGAGACUCCUCCUAACCUAUUUGGUUUACUUGGCCUUUUGGAAAACUGUGAAGACCCUUCCCAGAAAGGGGGUGGGGGGAGUCUGUGCUUUGGGAACCGAUGAGAAGAGGCUGGGGUGGGGCUGGGGCUGAAGAUGGAAGGGAGCCCCUCCCUUCUUCCCGGGGACCAGACUAUGGCUUUCUUUUCCGCUCCCUCUAUUUGUGGGUGGUCAUAUGAAGCUCCCCACCAUUGGAGCAGAAUUGGAAGGUAGGGCCUCUGGGAGGGCGGGGGAGCCAAGUGACAUCCAUGCUGUGCCUGCCUGCAAGUUAGCUAAUCAUGUCCUUCUGGGUUGGCUUCAUGGCUAUUUCUGUAUAGGAAGGUUUGCUCCUCUCCUGAAGUGUGGCUGCAUUGGAUAGCAUGACUAUCUAUCCACCCGCUCUGAUUCAUAACAGCAUACGGUGCAAAUCAAAUCGAAAUGCUAAAGUUUCCCAUUUAUUCGGUGUUGGUUAGCCAGGAGGCUACCAGCAGCCCUGAAGGUAGCAGCACCUUGUUAGGAGGUCAGCUCCCUUCCCAGGAUGGGCAGUUGGAACCUUUAAACGAGGGUUUCCUUUCUAGAAUCUCCGACCUGCUGCUCUGCAGAUGGACUUGCCGCCACUGCUGUCAGAAGUGCUAUGAGUCCAGCUGCUGCCAGUCGAGUGAGGAUGAAGUUGAGAUUCUGGGACCUUUCCCUGCCCAGACUCCUCCCUGGCUGUUGGCCAGCCGGAGCAGUGACAAGGAUGGGGACUCUGUGCACACAGCCAGUGACGUCCCGCUGACCCCACGGACCAACUCCCCAGAUCGGAGAUGCUCAUCCUCAGACACAUCUAAGUCUACAUACAGCCUGACCCGGAGGAUUUCAAGUCUCGAGUCCAGACGGCCCAGUUCCCCACUGAUUGAUAUUAAGCCCAUCGAGUUCGGCGUUCUCAGCGCCAAGAAAGAGCCCAUCCAGCCCUCGGUGCUCAGACGGACCUAUACGCCAGAUGAUUACUUCAGAAAGUUCGAGCCCCGCCUGUACUCCCUCGAUUCCAACAGUGAUGACGUGGACUUCCUGACGGACGCGGAGAUCCUGUCCAAGUACCAGCUGGGCAUGCUGCACUUCAGCACGCAGUACGACCUGCUGCACAACCACCUGACCGUGCGUGUGAUCGAGGCCCGGGACCUGCCGCCCCCCAUCUCCCACGACGGCACGCGCCAGGACAUGGCGCACUCCAACCCCUACGUCAAGAUCUGCCUGCUGCCGGACCAGAAGAACUCCAAGCAGACCGGAGUCAAACGCAAGACCCAGAAGCCGGUGUUCGAGGAGCGCUACACUUUCGAGAUCCCCUUCCUGGAGGCUCAGAGGAGGACCCUGCUCCUGACCGUGCUGGACUUCGAUAAGUUCUCACGCCACUGCGUCAUCGGCAAGGUGGCUGUGCCUUUGUGCGAGGUCGACCUGGUGAAGGGCGGACACUGGUGGAAGGCGCUGAUUCCCAGUUCUCAGAAUGAGGUAGAACUCGGGGAGCUGCUUCUGUCACUGAAUUAUCUCCCGAGUGCUGGGAGGCUGAAUGUUGACGUCAUUCGAGCCAAGCAACUUCUUCAGACAGAUGUGAGCCAAGGUUCAGACCCAUUUGUGAAAAUUCAGCUGGUACAUGGACUCAAGCUUGUGAAAACAAAGAAGACAUCCUUCUUAAGAGGCACAAUCGAUCCCUUUUACAAUGAAUCCUUCAGCUUCAAAGUUCCCCAAGAAGAACUGGAAAAUGCCAGCCUAGUGUUUACAGUGUUCGGCCACAACAUGAAGAGCAGCAACGACUUCAUCGGGAGGAUCGUCAUCGGCCAGUACUCCUCCGGCCCCUCGGAAUCGAACCACUGGCGGCGGAUGCUCAGCGCCCACCGCACGGCCGUGGAGCAGUGGCACAGCCUGCGGUCCCGGGCCGAGUGCGACCGCGUGUCCCCUGCCUCGCUGGAGGUGACCUGAGGGCCGCGGGGACGGUAGCUGUCGCCUGUGGAAACAAGGAAGAAAACUUAGGACAAAAAAAUGCCAUAUGUGUAUACUGUUCCAUCCACACACACACACCACACACACACCCAUACACACCCAACUCCUCUCAGAACCAAGAGGACACUGACUAUUGAUCACACACUGGCCGCCCUUGAGGAGUGAGGCCUGAGAACUUUCCAGAAGCCCCAUCCAUCCAUCAGCUGCAAACUGAGCAGGCUCUGCCGUGAGACCUAUGGACAGUGCUUGCUCUCCUGGAUCCUUCUGCCCUAAAAUGCUCUUUCAACCCUCAGGCCAGAGAAAAGACCUCCCCGAGGGUGCCAACCUCCACUGAGAUGAAGUUUUCCAAGAGUCUGGCCAGUGUCUCAGAGUUGGACAUGACUGAGUGACUGACACUUUCACUUCAUUUUCACUUUGGCCAGUGUUGGGAGGCCUAACCACCCCCCCCAACCCCAAAAUGCGCACCCACUGGGUGACUCCCGAACAGCCUGCUGUUCCCAGAGGUUCCUCAAACCUGCUACCUUUGCCCCAACGUGUAAGUACUUUGUCUUCUCUUUAGUGGGUGUGAUACAUAGAUUAGACUAUCUGAAGAAACCAAACGGCAACAAAAAAUAGUCCAGUGUCAGAAGCCUCUCCUGGCUUCCCUGAAGCCGUCCUUGUGUUAGCUUCUCCCUGGGGACUCCCCGGGGGUAUGUGUGUGGAUGUUCUGGCGUGUGUGCCCUCAGGUGAGCGUGUGUGUGUGUGUGUGUGUGUGCAUGUGUGUCCCCUUGGUGAGCGAGGCACUGGCUGGGACCUCAGGCCUGAGCACUCCUCCUGUCUGCCUUGCCCGUCAGUGAAGUUUCACUCACCACCCUCCUGUGUGUCAAGACCCCACCUCAGUAACAGUAGCGUGUGUGAAUAGCAAGUUAAUAGAAUAUGAUAGAGCAGAAGUAACAUUUUUUGACCGAACCAUGGUGAUUGUGACUCCCAGAAGACCUGCAGAGGACGGUUACAUGGAAUAAAAAGGCCACCACGCCCACCACGCCCCCACCCAAGAGUCUCCCUCGUGUCACACUCUGAGAGUCUCGCUGUGUUUUGUGUGUGAACCAAAGUCACUUCUCUUGUGCUAAGAAAUUAGUGUAGUUAGAAUAGAUCUCUCUCUCUCUCUGUUGGAUGCUUCUGUAUCUCUUCCCACAGCGUGUUGUCUGGUAUAAUGGGGAGCUGUUUAUUGAAAUUAAAGAUUAUUUAUUUGUGCCAUGCA
Bubalus bubalis (water buffalo) is the source of this 5632-nucleotide messenger RNA. RefSeq names its product synaptotagmin 17 (gene SYT17). Lineage: Eukaryota; Metazoa; Chordata; Mammalia; Artiodactyla; Bovidae. Gene Ontology annotation, biological process: calcium-ion regulated exocytosis; regulation of dopamine secretion; regulation of calcium ion-dependent exocytosis. The record is from RefSeq and is a predicted model, not a curated record. Gene Ontology annotation, molecular function: calcium ion binding; clathrin binding; syntaxin binding. Bases 2854 to 4371 code for a protein of 505 amino acids. The transcript has 8 exons. Gene Ontology annotation, cellular component: membrane.